Chaetomium fimeti is the source of this 1716-nucleotide messenger RNA. Its product is annotated as actin family. NCBI's taxonomy places the organism in Eukaryota, Fungi, Ascomycota, Sordariomycetes, Sordariales, Chaetomiaceae. Gene Ontology annotation, molecular function: actin filament binding. The record is from RefSeq and is a predicted model, not a curated record. Gene Ontology annotation, cellular component: Arp2/3 protein complex; actin cortical patch. Gene Ontology annotation, biological process: Arp2/3 complex-mediated actin nucleation. The transcript has 3 exons. Bases 164 to 1336 code for a protein of 390 amino acids.
GCCAGGGUUCCAGGAGGUGCUGCCCGCCGCAACCCCACCAUCACCUCAACCCGGGACAUCACCACGCCUUAGCUUGCUGUCGACAACUAGCGGCUCGCCGGUCGCAACCCUUUCGCUGUCCGACUGUCCAUUUUACCUCCAGUAGCUGCUGUGCGGGUUGACAAUGGCGAACCCACCCCCCAUAGUUCUCGAUGGCGGCACCGGCUUUCUUAAGGUCGGCUAUGCUGCCCAAAACUUCCCCGAGUUUCAAUACCCGUCUAUCGUCGGCCGCCCGAUCCUCCGUACCGAAGAGAAGGGGGGGAGCGACAUGGUGAUCAAGGACAUCAUGUGCGGAGACGAGGCCGCCGCCGCACGCACCAUGCUCCAAGUCAGCUAUCCGAUGGAAAACGGCAUCGUCAAGAAGUGGGACGACAUGCAGCACCUGUGGGACUACACCUUCUACGAGAAAAUGAAGGUCGACCCACGCGGCCGCAAGAUCCUCCUGACCGAGCCGCCCCUCAACCCUCUAAAGAACCGCGAGCAGAUGUGCGAGGUCAUGUUUGAGCGGUACCAGUUUGGCGGGGUUUACGUUGCUAUCCAGGCUGUCCUGGCUCUGUAUGCCCAAGGUCUUAGUUCCGGUGUGGUUGUUGACUCCGGUGACGGCGUGACGCAUAUCGUUCCCGUUUACGAAUCCGUCGUCCUAAACCACCUCACGCGCCGCCUCGACGUGGCCGGUCGCGAUGUCACGCGCAACCUCAUCGCACUCCUGCUGCGCAGGGGAUACGCGCUGAACCGAACGGCCGAUUUCGAGACGGUGCGCCAGAUCAAGGAGAAGCUUUGCUAUGUUUCCUACGACUUGGAGCUGGACAAGCGGUUAAGCGAGGACACGACGGUCCUGGUGGAGAGCUACACGUUGCCCGACGGGCGGGUCAUUCGCGUGGGGUCGGAACGGUUCGAGGCCCCCGAGUGCCUGUUCCAGCCGCACCUUGUCGACUGCGACCAACCCGGCAUCGCCGAGUUCCUCUUCAACACCAUUCAGUCCGCCGAUGUCGAUGUUCGUUCUUCCCUCUUCAAGGCCAUCGUCCUCUCGGGCGGUAGCAGCAUGUACCCGGGCCUACCGUCACGUUUGGAGAAGGAGAUCAAGCAGCUGUGGCUCACUAGGGUGCUGGGAGGAAACCCGGAACGGCUGAACAAGUUCAAGGUCAGGAUAGAAGAUCCGCCGCGGAGACGGCACAUGGUGUUCCUCGGCGGUGCGGUGCUGGCCAACAUCAUGGCAGACAAGGAGAGCAUGUGGAUUUCGAAGCAAGAAUGGGAGGAGCAGGGUCCCAGAGUUCUCGAGAAGCUGGGUCCCAGAUAGGCUGGUUCGGGGGAGCAAAGCGUUGCACUUUUAGACGACGAAAAGACGGGCGUGUUGAUGAUGCCGCGCCGAGCUCGUGCAUUCUCGCCGUGAUUGAUUGACGGUGCCACUCGGUCUUUCGUUCAUUGCUUUUCACUCCCAAGUGCCGAGCUUAGAGCGAGGGCUGUUUCUCGAUUUGCUCUCCGAAUCUCAAGGGGGGCAACAUUGGGAAGCCAAUUUGGGGAACUCCCUCGUCUAACAUAUGUUCAAGUCAAACCAGCCCCAAGCUGUUAAGAUGAAUUGUCCUUCGACCGCCAAGCACCGAAGGACCCAUGAAAGCCCCACCCCUGCGCAAAACAUCCGAACCCUCCUUCCAUGGAUGUCUCAUUCGCAUCAACAAC